Callorhinchus milii (elephant shark) is the source of this 1830-nucleotide messenger RNA. RefSeq names its product tumor necrosis factor receptor superfamily member 27. The record is from RefSeq and is a predicted model, not a curated record. The transcript is spliced from 10 exons. Gene Ontology annotation, cellular component: plasma membrane. Gene Ontology annotation, biological process: positive regulation of JNK cascade; positive regulation of canonical NF-kappaB signal transduction. NCBI's taxonomy places the organism in Eukaryota, Metazoa, Chordata, Chondrichthyes, Chimaeriformes, Callorhinchidae. The coding region runs from base 182 to 1627 and encodes 481 amino acids. Gene Ontology annotation, molecular function: signaling receptor activity; protein binding.
AGAGAGAGGGAGACAAAGUUUGGAGAGGACCAGGAGAGUGGUGCAGACUUACUGCUUCCACAGAAACCACCCAAACAACGAAUGAAUGAAAUGGAAUGAAUGAAAGAAAAAUACGUGAAACACUUAGGAGGAAGACUAAAAAUUCUGAUCAGUUACUGUAUGUCCGGAAGCACUAGUGGAGAUGGGACUCAAUCCGGGAUUUCUCCUGUUCUUUACUUGGCCGCUGGUUGAUGUGAUGACUGUGGACGAUUGCCAGGAGCAUGAAUACUGGGCUGAAGGUGGAAACUGCGUGGCUUGUAAAGAGUGUGGAGCCGGCCUGGAGCUGUCACAGGACUGUGGGUUCGGAACCGGUGGGGACGGGCAGUGCGUGAGGUGUGGACACAACAGGUACAAGGAGACCUGGGGGUUUGGCAAGUGCAAGCGAUGCCUGUCCUGCUCGCUGUUCAAUCGGCUGCAGAAAUCCAACUGCACCGCACUCAGCAAUUCUGUGUGUGGCGAUUGUUUGGUGGGAUUCUACAGCAAACCCCGGCUGGGAGGGCUCCAGGACAUGGCGUGCAGUCGCUGCGCGGGUAAUGACCCCGGUCAACCCCAGUGUAACCGUGGGGUGGACACAGGCAAGCAGAGCCCUGCGGCCUCGCCAGCUCGGGGCACGCUGGUGGCUGUGAUGUGCGGGUCCCUGGUCACUGUCCUGUUAGCUUUGCUGAUCCUCGGCUUCAUCCACUGCAGACGGCUACUCGCGGAGAAGCUGAUCGGGCAGCCGAGGGGCGUGGAAUCCUCCUCCUCGUCUGAUGGGCAGACGGGUGACAUGUGUACGGAUAAGCUACUGAAGCCCGGCACAGAGCCACUCCCUGGCACCAUCCCAGUGCUCACCAUGGCUAAGAGACUCGGCCAGAUGGACGUGGUUUACCAGGCGAACGACAAUGGGCCCCGUUCACUCCAGACCUGCGUCACCGCCUUCUCCUGCCGGCACCAAGGAGCCAGUUCCUGUGAAGCGCAGACUGUGACCGGGACCCUUGGCCGAGGGAUAGACACAGCCCCAAGGAGCUGCGGAGAGGGAGGGGGGACUGGAGCCUUGGCAGGGGUGACGAUGCUGGCGGAGGAGGCCCCCACCUCAACGCACUGCGCCUCUGCCUGGCAGCAAGCUCGCCACGUGCCGGUGGAGUGCACCGAGCUGGAUGUGACGGACUGCUGGUUGGGGGAGGGGGGCACGGCGGGUCAGCAGGGAGCUGAGGGCAGCCAUUGGCUCCCGAGACCCCCCGCGGGGGAACGCACGCCUUGCCAAAGGCCCCCGGCCUACACGUGUCUGACACAACCACAGCCCUGGUGCAUGGAAUGUGGCAACGCUCAACACAGGCUGGCAGAGGAUGGGCACAGGCAGGCUCUCUCCCUGGCCAGCUCCCCCAGCCCUGGCUCUGAGGUCAGGCCAUUCCCCGCUGGGGGGCCUGCAGGUGGGGGUCCUGGAGCUGGGGCUCUCGGAGACGAGGGUCGCAACCGAGCGACUGAAACGGAUCUGGGACUUCCAGGCUUUGUUCAGGUGCCUGAGCCCCCGCACCGCGCUGCAUGUCAACACCCACCAUCUCCAGCUCAGCCAAGCUCUGGGCCUCCAGUGAGGCUACAUCACGACUGAAGCCAGUCAACGUCAGGGGGUGAGGGGUCGGGGGCUGAGGAAAACACCGUCUCUGAGCACUUGGCUGAUUAAUGCCCCCCUCACCCACCCUCUCUGGAAGAGGGGACUCUGCCUGUGAAUAAUCCCGGGAAAGCCUGUUUCCUCCCGGCUGUUUCUGAACCACUUUGAUGGUGGUGAGGGUGGGGGUUGUUUACACACCUCAA